Oikopleura dioica is the source of this 639-nucleotide messenger RNA. The record is from the annotation of a GenBank genome assembly. Lineage: Eukaryota; Metazoa; Chordata; Appendicularia; Copelata; Oikopleuridae.
AUGUCGAGCGCAAAUUCGCCAUUCGUGAAAGGUGAAAAGCGGAUUUUCCGUGGUGCGGCAGGCGUGAACUUGGAAUCGCGAAAUUAUGAUAAUCUUGGAGCGCCAGAUGAUUGGCAAGACGACUUGAUAUCGAUUCUCUUCAGGAAGGCGAUAUCUUUGGACGAGAAUGUUUGUGACUCACUUGAUGAUUUGGAAGACGCAUUUCAAGCGUUUGAAAGUACGCCUGGUCGUUUUGUUAACCCCAACCAGCAAGUUCGGAAAGUGUUCGCUAGCGAUAAGGUCUACGGCGAGUGGGAAGUCGUUGGGGCAGCCACAGAAAGUCCGAGUCAAGGAGAGAUCCUCAAUUUAUCGCAAAUUAAAGAAGAACUCCGAGUCAUUGAGGACGAUCAAGAAAAAGAGGAAGAUUUUGAUGUAGAAGAAGACGAGGAAGAAAUUGAUGAGAACUUCAACGAAAAAUCACCAGCAAAGACACGAAAAACAGUAGAAAAGACGCACAGUCAGAGAGCCACAUGGAAAGAAGAACGUGAAAUUAGGACAGAUUGGCCAGACGAUUUGGCAGAAAUGUGCCAAUCCUGGUACCUGGCGGGGCAAAAGCUGGGAGUUUUUCUUCAAAAACAAGCCAUGAAAAGUUCAAAAUAG